GAAAACUCUUAGAAACGUAGAAGAAGAGCGCGGAGGCCUGCAUGAAAUUUAACAGGUUGUGAACGCCUCUGUGUUUACGACGUUCCUCAAAAUGCAGCACAGUAGCAAUAGGAUUGAGUAGAGUACAAUGUUGUGUUACUCUGACACUGUCAUACUACCUGGCAAGAGUUAACAGACAUGCCGUGGUGCCUAAACACCAAGCGGAAAUAUCAUUUUUAGCCAUACAACACAGGCUUCAUAACGCAGUGAAACCGCAUUUGUAUUUUUUUUUUAUCUAUAUAAGAGCAGUUUCUCCUUAUAAAUACGGGCUCAAAACGACCUGUCUGAAUCUAGACCAUGGUAGACAAUCGAUAUGCCACAGCUCUGGUCAUCGGCUCGGUGCUGAGCCUGCUGGCCACAGUGUACCUCUCUGUGGCUGUGGGAACUCAGCACUGGUACCAGUACAGCUGUACACCAGGGAAGGGGAGCAAUGCCUCCGAGCUCAAAGAGGAGUUCAUCAAUGGAGAGUUUGAUGAGAAGACUUACAGCGACACCAUGUUCCGCCUGAACGGCACCCUGGGACUGUGGUGGAGGUGCAUCCAGGUGCCAGGCCAGUCGCACUGGUUCAAAGAGCCAGAUCCAAAGAUGGAGACGCAGUGUGUGAGCUUCACUCUUCCUCAGCAGUUUAUUCCAAAAUACAGGUCACCUGGAAACCACAACAGUGAAGAAGAUCUGUUGAGAACAUACUUGUGGAGGUGCCAGUUUCUCUUGCCGUUGGUGUCUCUGGCUUUAGUCUUCCUCAGCGGCCUUGUUGGGGUCUGCGCCUGCCUGUGCCGCAGCUUCACCCCCACUUUGGUUGUGGGAGUGCUCCAUGUACUUGCAGGUCUGUGUUCUCUGGGCACCGUCUGCUGUUUCCUGGCUGGGUUGGAUUUGCUCCACAAGUAUUCCCCACCGCCAGAUGGGGUGGAGGGCUCGCUGGGCUGGUCCCUCUACCUUGCCCUCAUCUCCUUCCCUCUGCAGAUGAUGGCAGCUGCUUUGUUCCUGUGGGCGGCCAGGAGUCACCACAAAAACUACACCCGCAUGACAGCUUACAGAGUAGCCUAAAGAGAGAUUACUACAACAACGUACCUUAAAACGGCCUCCUUGUCUGAAGGCUUUCUAAAAAAAACAAAAAAAAACAAAAACAAAAGAAGGUCCGGUGGCUAGGAUUUAGUGGUGAGAUUUUAGAUUGAUCAAUCAGCUGAAUACGCUUCCCUUCACACCUCCCCUUCUAAGCCUGUAGGAGAACCUAUGGUGCCUUCAGGUUAAAAACGUGAAAGGCCAUUCUGGGCUACUGUAGAAACAUGGCGUACUCCGCCAAAGAGAUCCCUCUCCAUCUGUAGAUACGAAGGGCUCAUUCUAAUGUACCAAAAACAUGAUUGAGGUCAUUAUACACGCAUGGAAAAAAUUAUGAAUAAUAUAUUGAUUUUCUGCCAGUAGAGCCCCCUAAAUCCUGCACACUGGUCCUUUAAGAAAGGAUGCAAAUUGAAUGAAGUGACUGUAUCGGUUGUAACAUCUCACUUCCUCUGUAACAGUCUUUAAAUAGAAAAAAAUACAAUAACAACAGACCUGAAGGCAGGAAUAAACUUAACCAGUUUGCAGCUAAUCAUCAUAAGUGCUCAUAAAUAGGGGUUUUAAGUUGUUAUUUCACCUUUUGUUUUUUAGCAUCUCUAGCCUGUAUCUCACCCAAAGCAUGUAUUUGAACACCCAGAUACUAUGGAUGAUUUGUUAUUUCUGGUGUUAACUGUGUUUGUGUGCUGUACUUAAAUUGCCUUCUUUUUGGUUGCCAUCACUUCUAAAGCUGCUCACCACUUUGCACUUAAAUCAGUAAUAUAUUCCCUCAUUUCUGUCCUGCAGUUAUCUAAGCCUUGUUAGCUAGCUAUUAGUGCAUGAAGAAUACAACACAAGCGUAUUUUUUUUUUGGUUUUCUUUCUGUGUAUGCCUUUUUAAGCUUACAUUUCCAUCAUCUGUGGUAAUUGUUGAUUUCAGUCUGUGGUAUGUGUUGACUAAAUGUCACAAACUGUCCCUCACUAAAAAUGUAACCACUCAUCUCCUAUUGUCACCCCUGUUUAUAGGUAUAAUAUUUAUUAAUGCAGUUCAUUUGAAUGUUAAAAACUGUAUUGAUUUGAUGCCACUCUACCUGUGACCCAAAUUAUGCUACAGCCAUUUUACAUUUGUUAUGUCAAGUUUCACACAACUCAAAAUGUUUUUCUAAUCCUGGUUGCAGUCAAUUACCUGUUCUUUUACAGCUCAGUUUCAUUAGUUACUGAACUGACUGGUCUGACGGCCAAAUAGGUUUUGUAUCAAUUAAAACCUUUUGAAAUGUUUGUGGCGAUACGUUGGACUCAAAGAGACUGGUAUUACUGUAUAAUAACAAUUCAGUUUGUAAAGUCUUCACUUGCAAGUGAAAAUUCUCAUGGAUCUAAAUCUUUACACUUAAAUUUGUGUGGAAAUUGAAUGAAUUUUGUUACCUUUUGUGUCAAAUUUCAAAAUUAUUAAUUUCUUACCAGCAGAAUACAGAUUGUGAUGUUUUUUGUGUCACAAUAUUUUGUUACACGUCUGUGUAUACUCUCUGGCUUUUGGAAAUGUUUAUGUAUUCUGAUGCACACUGUACCUGUUACUGUAUUAAUACACCUGACAUUUGCCUA
Molecule: messenger RNA, 2666 nt
Organism: Micropterus dolomieu (smallmouth bass)
Lineage: Eukaryota; Metazoa; Chordata; Actinopteri; Centrarchiformes; Centrarchidae
Product: claudin domain-containing protein 1-like
Exons: 5
Coding region: 337-1083 (248 amino acids)
Cellular component (GO): membrane
Source: RefSeq, a predicted model, not a curated record